Anolis sagrei ordinatus is the source of this 1534-nucleotide messenger RNA. Its product is annotated as putative oxidoreductase YteT. Lineage: Eukaryota; Metazoa; Chordata; Lepidosauria; Squamata; Anolidae. The record is from RefSeq and is a predicted model, not a curated record. Gene Ontology annotation, molecular function: nucleotide binding.
GUGGCCAGGGAGCUGCUCUUCCUUUCAAAGAAGGUGCAAAGACAAAGGCAGGUGGCUAUGAUGGCAGCGUCUCCCCAAAUCAGCCUUCUGAUCAUCGGUGGCGGAAAUCGAGGGAAGCGCUACGCGGCUUAUGCUCUGUGCCAUCCCACUCGCAUGAAGGUCAUUGGGGUGGCUGACCCCAGGGCUUCCGCCAGAAGGGAGCUCCAAGAGCUGCAUCCCAUGGACCCUUCCAAUGUGUUUGACGACUGGAGACCUGCGGCUGAGAGGGAGAGGUUUGCGGAUGCCGUUCUCAUUGCAACUCCUGACCGGCUCCAUAAGGCUCCGGCGGUGGCUUUUGCCCACAAAGGAUAUCACAUCUUACUGGAGAAACCUAUGGCGACCACCCCAGAAGACUGCAAAGAAAUAGUCCAGGCUUGUAAAACCGGCAAUGCCAUCCUUGCAGUGUGCCAUGUCCUGCGCUACCAUCCGGUUGCCCUGAAAAUCAAGGAGCUGCUGGAUUCAGGACUCAUCGGAGACAUCUGCCACAUUCAGCACUUGGAACCGGUGGGAUUCUGGCAUUUUGCACACUCCUUCGUGCGUGGGAACUGGCGGAACGAAGCGGAAAGCUCCUUCUCCUUGCUGGCAAAAUCGUGCCAUGAUCUCGAUCUCAUUAAUUUCUGGAUGGGGGACAAAAGAUGUUUGAAAGUGUCCUCUUUUGGGAAUGUCUCCCAUUUCACAAAAGAGCACCAGCCCAAAGGAGCAUCCAGCCGCUGUUGGGAUUGUUCGGUAGAGCAAACCUGCCCGUAUUCUGCUCAGAAGAUCUACAUGGAGCCAGCAAAAAAGGGCUACUUUGAUUGGCCAGUGUCCGUCGUUUGCAGUGACGGCGCAUACGAUAUCGAAUCCCUGGCGGACGCCUUGAGGCGUGGUCCUUAUGGAAGGUGCGUUUACCAGUGCGACAACGACGUUGUCACCAACCAGGUUGUCAAUAUGGAAUUUGAAGGAGGAGCUACAGUUGGCUUUACGAUGGUUGCCUUCACCGAGAAAUUAGGCAUGCGAAAAACCACCAUCUAUGGAACAAAAGGAGAGCUCCGCUGCGAAGGUGGCGGGCCGGUGGAAGUCUUCCGUUUCCUGGAGAAGAAGAUGACCACCUUUUCUCCGGACAAGGCCUCCUCCGUCCCGGCGAGUUUGAGUGGCCACGAUGGUGCCGACUUCUACCUGAUGGAAACCUUUGUUUCGGCUGUAGCCGAGAAUAAUCCAUCUCUGAUCCAGACCGGUCCAGAAGACACCUUGCAUUCUCACCUCCUCGUAUUCGAAGCAGAGAAAUCCCGGAGGGAAAACCGGGUUGUGUUCCUUGAACCAUGAAAAGGAGACCUUGAGCUGCUAUUAAUACCUCUCUGGGAAUAUUCCAGAGUCACUUUGGAUCUGAAUGUGCUUUUGAAUGUGGACCAAAAUUGCCAAAGGUUUGCAAUGGCACACACAAGCAUUCAAUGCAAUAGUAUUAUAACACAGCUAGACCAAUUUAUAUUCUAUUGGUACACAUUAUGUUAAUGAUUUG